This is a messenger RNA of Pseudomassariella vexata, 2723 nucleotides long. Its product is annotated as major facilitator superfamily domain-containing protein. Gene Ontology annotation, biological process: transmembrane transport. The coding region runs from base 429 to 2345 and encodes 638 amino acids. The transcript is spliced from 7 exons. Gene Ontology annotation, cellular component: membrane. Gene Ontology annotation, molecular function: transmembrane transporter activity. The record is from RefSeq and is a predicted model, not a curated record. Lineage: Eukaryota; Fungi; Ascomycota; Sordariomycetes; Amphisphaeriales; Pseudomassariaceae.
CACAGCAGCCUAGGCUAACAACCGGCCUUCACCAUGCGUUUACUCAGAAUGUUUCUUCUUUAUACUUAUUUCUUUGCAAAUCCUCGAAUUUCCAAAUUUUGUCGACGCAGGUUGUCUCGGUUCCGUCGUCCUUGUUCAUCAGUUGUUUCGGCUGGGACAUUCCUUCUCGGUUCUCGGUGCCCGAGUAUUAUUUCGUGCGUGUCCUAGAUGUGACUCCGAAUGAACGGUUCCCAUCUUACGGAGUGCGACAUGAACCUGCAUGACUCUCAGUGACAAGACCCACUUGGACGCCUUCGGCGACGAUAUUAACCCCUCGAUAUCCCCUCGUGCUCCCCUUCGGACGUCACACCAAGUGAUAUACGACAUCCAGCAGACAAGGGCCGGCUUGCGCCUUGAGUCCGGCUCGGCUCCCCUCCCAUUCAUCUCUCAUGAUGGACGAAGACAUCGCUCCGGAAGCGCGGAGGAAUCGGGGCUUUUUAGGCUUCGACAGCUCUGCCCUCUCAGCGCGAGAUCGUCAGGAUCGCCGUCAGUUGCGGUAUGAACUCGAUCUGAACACUUGGAACCUCAGAAUCUGGGGAGUAGCAGCAUCUGGGUUUUUUACUGACUCAUAUAACCUAUUCUCAACCAAUGUCAUCUUGACUUCUAUGUCGUUCGUAUAUUUCCCUGGCCACAGAUGGCCCGGCCUGCUCAUCAACCUCUUUACCCUUUUCGGAUCCGCACUGGGCCAACUUCUCUUUGGCUACCUCGCCGACUGUUAUGGACGCACUCGUCUUUACGGUAUCGAAUUGCUACUUGUCAUCGUGUCAACUAUUGGCGUGGCCACGGGCAGUAGCGCUGGCUACAACAGCCUGUCAUUUUUGGGCCUUUUCAUUUGGUGGCGUUUCGUAAUGGGAAUAGGUAUUGGAGCUGAAUACCCACUGAGCGCCGUCAUCACGUCGGAAUGGGCAAGCACGCAAUCAAGAGCUACUAUGCUUGGGUCGGUUUUCCUCAUGCAACCCGUUGGCCAAGCCGUAGCCCAGCUCGUCGCUCUCUGGGUUAUAUCAGGUCGAGAAAGUGAACAUCAUUUGCGUGACAUGCGAUGCGGUAUCGACACCAAGUACGACACAGAGUGUAAGCAGCUUGUUGAUGGGAUGUGGCGCGUUGUCAUUGGCUCGGGUGCUGUACCUGCUCUGCUAGCCAUCAUAUUCCGCUUCUUCCUAUAUGACUGUGGCUUAUAUCAACUCGAGGUCAAACACAAGCCUGGCGUUGCGUUGAGAGAUAUGCGGAGGCUUUACGUCUCGCAGGUAGGUGCUCGCAAUAGCAUCAUGAUGAGGAACUCCCCUGGGGCAACACAGAUACGUACCGCACAACCACAGCCAUCUCAGUUCUCGACGGAGGAUUUGUACAACUACUUCUUCCGCGACGGCAAUUGGUAUUACUUAAUAGGCACCUCGAUGACGUGGCUUAUAUUAGAUGCCGGGUUCUAUGGCUUCUCCUUAGACAGUCGAGCCACACUUGCAGACUUGUGGGCUUCCACAAGCCGUCCACUCGUCGAUUCGAGCCUUUCUUGUUGGAAUUCCUCCUUUCCAGGAGGGAAUUCAACUCUCCCCAGCUGGAAGGACAAAUAUAACGGGCUUCCUGCCUGGCAAACGGAUGCAACGAAACCUUGCAACAGUCUCUAUGACGUGCUCGUAGAACAGGCGAAGCAAUACCUGCUCACCGUCUCGAUCAGUUCCAUCGCCGGGAGCACGUGCUUCAUCUUCUUUGCCAACCGCUUCCCCCGCAAGCACUGGCUUACUUCAUCAUUCCUCGUGCUCGCCGUCCUAUUCGUCAUUAUUGGCGGUCUGUACUAUGGCGUGGCACACACCUUUCGUGCACCGGCGAUCGUGAUCUUCGUUGCCAUCUGCCACUUCGCCUUCAACUUUGGCGCCAACACGCUGACAUUCAUCAUUCCAGCCGAGAUAUACCCAACGUGUUACCGGUGUACGUGUCAUGGCAUCUCGGCCGCGGCGGGGAAGCUGGGGUCCAUUAUGGCGCUGCUCAUCGUGUACGGGAUCAACGCUGGAUACACGGACCCCAAUCGGCAGGGGCUCGUUUUCAUCCUAUUCGGUUCAAUCUUGGCCCUGGGGGCGAUUUACUCGUGGGCCUAUCUUCCACAUGUGCAGAGACUUCUUCGCGACGAUGACGGACGGGAAGUACUGGAGACGAAAACUCUGGAGGAACUUGGUGGAGGAAGGGAGCAAGCUAGGAUUGAAGGUGAGAUCAUCACGGUGAGAGACAAGAUGAAUGAGGCCAGGCGUAGACGGAAGGAACGGCUUGGCUCUCAGGGCGUAUCGCAUGAUCCACAGAGUCAGGCUAGGAACUAGCAACCCUGAAGUGUAUCGCCAAUGCCCCUAUUUCCCAGCGACUGAGUCCUAUGAAGACGAGGACUGCAUCGCGGGAUAUUUCCUUGUUAUCGUAGGGAUUGCGUAAAGCCUGUAUGUACUCCGAUGAUUCCAAUACAAAACAGUUUUGCCAGCCGUAGCGCUUUUCAUGACGCUGAAGGGUGACUGUUUAGGGUACAUAUUAAUUUGCCAUAGCCCCCAAACUAUGGCUCUCAUCGUACGCAAUAUUGUUGACCCAACCUCCACUGCUAUGCGACAUCGCUCCCUUGUACGCACGCAAGUUUCGUCCAUCCGUCAGUAUCAGUUAUAUAUACCUGAUGAAUCUCCGCGAUCUAUGAUCGUAAUGACAUGUGUUUACUC